Molecule: messenger RNA, 1062 nt
Organism: Cladophialophora bantiana CBS 173.52
Lineage: Eukaryota; Fungi; Ascomycota; Eurotiomycetes; Chaetothyriales; Herpotrichiellaceae
Exons: 2
Coding region: 1-1062 (353 amino acids)
Source: RefSeq, a predicted model, not a curated record
AUGUCGGCACCCAAUGCGAGUAUUCCGGGGAUACGCUCUGAAGACUCGUGGGUUGAGAUCUCGUCACGCGCUUCGUCAGCCUCUUUAUCGUCCACGAACAACGAUAUCAUCACCACCGGACUCCAAGUCCGGUCUCAAGAUGAGCGCCAAUCCCGUCAACUUCAACCUUCUCCACACGUUGCACAUCCUCAACCGCGGUCUGUGAGCACCGCGGGAAGUAGCCAAGAUGAAUAUGAAGAGAGUGAGAGCGAGAGUGAUCGGGUUCUCAGCAGCUCGAACGAAGAGAUCUAUCAAGGUGACACAGCGGAUGAUGAUGAAACCUCUACCGCUCUAGGUGUUGGCAGCUUGGGCAAAGUGUUCACGCCCCAGCCGAAUGCAUUCUCGCACCCCCCGUCGUCCCAUAAUCGAUCCGUACAAGAUCCCUAUUUUCCUCCAGGUGCCACAUUAGCAUCUGAGCCCCAGGCUGACCGCUCACUCACUCAGCGCGGUUACCAGCAACAAAUGCACCCAAGGAAUCGCCCUGCCUCGUCAUCAUACCAACCAGACCAUGAUGCUGCCUUGCGAGCCUCUCUGACGACUCUACUCUCGUGCGCCGCUGCAGUUCGACCUAAAAACCCUGAUGCCAGGCCGCCACCGCAACGAGCAUCGACGCAACCAACAACUCUGCGGCUUGUCCCCGAAUCAGCGCUCGAGGAUGGGCCUCGACAGAGGCGAACUUCCUCACCCAACAAGCAAACGAAGCGAAAGUCGCGCGAAUCGAGCAAAGAUCGACACGCCGCCAAGAAAGUCCGGGCUGCCGGCGCCAAAGCAGCAACAGCAGUGGCGACUGGCGAGGAGCUGAUCAGCCCAACGCUCGCUUCGUGGAUGAUUUCAGCGUGCGUGGUACUCGUAUUCUCGGCCAUCAGUUUCAGUGCGGGAUAUGCUUGGGGACGCGAGGUUGGAAGGAUCGAAGGCGAGAUGGGUCUCCCUGGUGGAAGUUGUGGACAAGAAUCAAUAAGGUCGACCGGAACCGGGUUGAGAAGAUUGAGAUGGAGUUCGGCCGCGAGUAGUAUACGCGCCUAG